Molecule: messenger RNA, 2608 nt
Organism: Stegostoma tigrinum
Lineage: Eukaryota; Metazoa; Chordata; Chondrichthyes; Orectolobiformes; Stegostomatidae
Gene: hao2
Product: hydroxyacid oxidase 2 (long chain)
Exons: 10
Coding region: 395-1465 (356 amino acids)
Molecular function (GO): oxidoreductase activity; FMN binding
Source: RefSeq, a predicted model, not a curated record
CAUGUCCCAGUUUGGACGGUUUGUAUGUUGUGAGCCUAGGUUGGGUCACCAUGCAGCAACAGUUGCUUCUCACGCAAACAGAUGUCACCAUUGUUGACAUCUUGUGAGUGAAAAUAUUUCUGGCAUCACUUGACUGAUCAUGGUAUAACGAGUAGCACUCAGCAGGGAGCUUUUGUGAUGUAUUCACCCUGCACCAGUCAGGACUCCUAGAGAUAUUCACACCUCAAAAAGGAAACUUAAAGACCGCGCUACGAAGAUAUGGCUGAUGAUAGUUGUGUGGAACACAAAUGCUGACAGAAGGGUACAGCAAAAGCCCCAUAAUCACCAGAAUUAUAAUAGAAUAAGUGGAUGUGAGUUUGCUCGCUGAGCUGGAAGAUCUUUGUGUGACCCAGAGAUGUCUUUGGUAUGUUUGUCUGACUUUGAGGUGUAUGCUAAAGAACAUUUACCUAAAACAACCUGGGAUUACUACGCUGCUGGGGCAGAUGAAUGCUGUACGAGAGAUGACAAUCUGAUGGCAUAUAAAAGAAUCCGCCUGCGUCCACGAAUGCUAAGGGAUGUCUCCGUAACAGAUACAAGGGUAACCAUCCAGGGAAUGGAGAUCAAUUUUCCCAUAGGAAUCGCACCUACUGCUUUCCACUGCAUGGCAUGGCAUGAUGGGGAGAUGAGUACAGCCCGUGCUGCUGAAGCCAUGAACACAUGUUACAUUGCAAGCACAUACUCCACCUGUUCUGUGGAAGAGAUUUCAGCAGCAGCACCUAAUGGAUUUCGAUGGUUUCAGCUUUAUGUCUAUCGCAACCGUAAGCUCUCAGAGCAGCUAGUACAUCGCGUGGAAGCACAUGGGUACAGGGCCAUCGUUCUGACUGUGGAUGUCCCUUAUACUGGCAAACGGAGAAAUGAUAUCAGAAACAACUUUAAGCUACCACCUCACCUCAAAGUCAAAAACUUUGAUGGCAUUCUUGAGGAUCAUAGUGAAGCAGAACUAUAUGGAGUACCAGCCAAUUCUCUGGAUCCGUCAAUCUGUUGGAAAGAUAUCUGCUGGCUUCAGUCGUUAACUCGUCUGCCUAUAAUUAUUAAGGGCAUUCUAACCAAGGAAGACGCAGAACUGGCAGUGGAACAUGGUGUCCAAGGUAUCAUAGUGUCAAACCAUGGAGGCAGGCAGCUUGAUGGAGGCCCAGCUACGAUAGAUGCCCUAUCAGAAAUUGUGGAUACAGUCCAAGGAAGAAUUGAGGUUUAUUUGGAUGGCGGAAUCCGUACAGGAAGUGAUGUGCUCAAGGCUUUAGCUAUUGGAGCCAAGUGUGUAUUCAUUGGUCGGCCUGUGGUUUGGGGUCUUGUCUACAAGGGAGAAGAGGGAGUCAAAGAAAUUUUGCAGAUUUUGAAUGAUGAAUUUCGUUUAUCAAUGGCUUUGGCUGGUUGCAGAAAUAUUUCUGAGAUCAACAGGAACCUUGUUCAAUUCUCCAAGCUUUAGAAUGAUUCCUUAAGAGAAAUUAACUAGUACUACACAUCUGCUGGAAGAUCAAUAUGUCUUGAAAGAGAAGAUCAUUGUGGACAAAUUUGGAGUAGUUGAAAAACACUGUAACCAAGGCAAAUAAACAAAACAGAAUGUCACGAAUAACUUCUAUUUCAUAAUAUGUCUUGAAACAUGAUUAUUGAAUGAAUUAAUUUUCUUCCUUUUGAUAUGUAUAAAUGUUCUUUACUUGAUCAGUUUUAACUGCAGCAUUGACACUGCUGUUAAGCUCGCAUUGAUAAAUGUUCUUUUGGCAAACCCUUCCACUUCUCCCUUUUUAAAAAAGUCCAUGCAAAUCUUUAGUCAUCUCUCUAAACCUUGCCUUCUUUGGCAUGGCAUCCUUUUUCCUACUGGUACUUAAUACGACUAUUAAGUGCUUUGGGACUUUUUUUGUUGUCAUGAGUGUUAUACUAAUGUGAGUUAUUGUUUUUGCUGGAGCACAGCCACUGUGUGAAGCUUAGAUACAUUUUGUAAGUUACAUUCUGCUCAAAGCCCAAAGCUUAAUGAUGGAACCAGGUGGUUUGUGGUGCAUUUGGGAGUUGCUUCUCAAAGUCUUUUCAGCUUUAUGACGUGAGAUUGAUUUCAGCCCAGCCAGGGGAGAUGUAAAGUUCCUUUAGUGGAAGAUUGGGUGGCAGUGUCUUUCAGAAUAAUAUAAUUUCAAUGCUGGAAUCCAAUAUUUACAUUUUAAUUUGAUUUCUUCAGAUUUUCAAAGCUUAUGAUUUAAAAUAUAAAAUGGCAAUUAAUACACGAUAUUUUCAAUGCCUCUUUGAAACAAGCAAUGAAAUAACUCUUCUGAUAAUCGAGACUGAGAUUAAUAUAAUCAAGAGGUUCUGACAAGAUCAUGAACUCAAAAGGAAAAGGUUGCAUGUUUAAUAUAAUUAAUGUCUCUAACAUUCACAUUACAUGCCGCAAUGCACUCAAAACUGGAAUCGUAUGCGUAAACAUAUUGGUGAGCUUUAUCAGUUGAGUUUGUAACCAUAGUAGUUAUCAGCACCAUUAUGUAUUUUGCCAAAUAGUUUGGACUGAGUGACAAAAAGUGUGAUCAGAAUGAACAAAUUUACUAGGAAAAGCUAUCCUGCUAUUCAUAAUGCCAUAUCAUAUUAA